Molecule: messenger RNA, 870 nt
Organism: Galendromus occidentalis (western predatory mite)
Lineage: Eukaryota; Metazoa; Arthropoda; Arachnida; Mesostigmata; Phytoseiidae
Product: hydroxysteroid dehydrogenase-like protein 2
Exons: 4
Coding region: 1-870 (289 amino acids)
Cellular component (GO): mitochondrion
Source: RefSeq, a predicted model, not a curated record
AUGGAGAACUCGGGCAAACUCAGGGGCCGGACAAUCUUCAUAACGGGAGCCAGCCGCGGUAUCGGGAAAGAGAUCGCCGUCAAAUGUGCCAAGGAUGGCGCGAACAUCGUUGUGGCCGCCAAGACUGGCUGUCCGCACCCGAAACUGAAGGGAACAAUCCACACGGCCGCGAAGGAAGUGGAAGCCGCCGGGGGUCGAUGCCUGCCCCUCGUCAUGGACGUUCGAGACGAGCAGUGCGUCAUGAACGCCAUCGAAGCCGCCGUAAAACAUUUCGGAGGCAUCGACAUCCUCGUGAACAACGCUUCAGCUAUUAGCCUCACCGCGACGGAAGCGACCGAUAUGAAAAAGUUCGAUUUAAUGCAUCAGGUCAACGUGAGGGGCACGUUUCUCACGUCGAAGCACUGCAUUCCUCAUCUUCGUGCGUCGAAGUUCGGAGGGAAGAUACUGAACAAUUCACCUCCGUUGGUCAUGAGCUCGAGAUGGUUCGCACCGCACGUGGCGUAUACAAUGUCUAAAUUCGGAAUGUCGAUGUGUGCUCUCGGAAUGGCUGAAGAACUCCGGUCGGAUAAUAUCGCCGUCAACACGAUUUGGCCGAAAACCAUGAUUGCUACGGCUGCGACAGAAAUGCUCGCGGGAGAUGAGCAGAGCUCGAAGGAACAAUCCCGAUCUCCGGCGAUCAUGGCCGACGCGGUUUACGCAAUCCUUUGUAGACCAAACUCCUUCUCCGGAAAUUUCUGCAUUGAUGAAGAUGUACUCCGUGAGGAAGGAAUCCGGAAUUUCGAUCGGUAUGCAGCCGUACCCGGCGCUGAGCCUCAACUGGACUUUUUCCUUCCUGAGGAAUACUACGACGACGUCCGGAGCAAGCUAUGA